This is a messenger RNA of Sebastes umbrosus (honeycomb rockfish), 1198 nucleotides long. RefSeq names its product haptoglobin. The record is from RefSeq and is a predicted model, not a curated record. Gene Ontology annotation, molecular function: serine-type endopeptidase activity. Gene Ontology annotation, biological process: proteolysis. NCBI's taxonomy places the organism in Eukaryota, Metazoa, Chordata, Actinopteri, Perciformes, Sebastidae. The transcript is spliced from 4 exons. The coding region runs from base 97 to 1038 and encodes 313 amino acids.
UACGCUCAGUCUCUGAGCAGAUAUAAAUACUCCCCGCUCCAAAAUGCCCCACACACUGCCCUCGAGAAGGAAAGAUUAUAACCAUCACUGCAGAAGAUGAAUAUUAUCAACAACAUGUGGUUUUCUCUGACUGUGCUCCUCCUGGCUGCCUUGGCCUGUCUGGCAGAUGUGACCGAAGAAAGGGUGAAACGCUCUGUGUCAGCCUCUGGGUUAGCAUCACUUCGUUCCAGACGGAUGGUUGGGGGGACCCUGGCUCCUCAUGUCCCCUGGCAGGCCUUGGUCUACAUCUCUGACAAUGUGCUGGACGGAGGCUCUGGAGGCGGUGCUCUCAUCUCCGAGCGCUGGAUUUUGACGGCUGGCAGGAACGUGUUUGUCAACAAGAGUCAACCGGCAGGGAAAAAGGGAAUAGUCAUUCCUAAAGUGUACCUGGGAAUCACUGAACGAGCACAAGCUAAUCCCUCCAAAGAGGUUGCUGUAGAUAAGGUUUUUCUCCAUCCACACUUCCAGAACCGAUCUGAGUGGGACAACGACCUGGCUCUGCUCAAACUGGAGGUGCCUGUGGUUAUCACCGAUAAAGUGACCCCCAUCCCCCUGCCAGAGAGAUGCCAGGACACUAUGGGAGGGACAGGGGUCAUCACAGGCUGGGGCUGGGGGAUCCUCCUCACCUCUAGUAAAUCACUCAAACACCUCGUACUCCCUCUGGCCAACCACUCUGUCUGUAAGGCCGAAUAUGAACGUACCCCGUUCACACCAGCUGUAGACGACAACAUGUUCUGCACCGGACCCACCAAGUAUGAUGAAAAUGUUUGUUUCGGUGAUGCCGGAGGCGCUCUGGCUGUCACAGAUGCUGAAACGGGGGACAUCUACGCUGCAGGGAUCCUUUCCUUUGACAAGUCCUGCGGGAGCCACAAGUACGGCGUCUACAUGAAGAUUUGCUCAUAUUUGCCCUGGAUCCACAGUGUCAUCAGAGGAGAUACAGACAAGUCGCCUGCUCUGCGCGCUGAUGCAAUGUCUAAGAUGUACUUAUGGCAGCAGUAGAGCUUCAAGCUCUGUUCUUUUAGUUUUGUAGUGAAAUCAUUCUAAUGUCCUGAGUCAGUGAGUUUUAUUAAAUGCUUGUAAUGUAACCACUGCUGUGCUUUAUCACAUAAAUGUUGUGAUCAGUACUAUAAAUAUAUAUAAUAAAGAUAUAUAAAUCCAA